GCUAUCUGCAAUUUCCACAAAAUAGGGCAAGUGUGUGAAUAUUUCCUGAGGCUUCUAUGGGCUUGAUAUUUAUUCACCCUUCCGAGGGCACUUAAAAUUCUUAUAUGCCUCAGUUAGGUCUACUUUGAUUUUAAUAUUGUUUUUUUUUCCUCCUCCAUGCUGCUUAUUUUCUGUCACCCACUUUUGUAUUUAUACCCAGAUCAUUGGUGACCUAAAAAAAUUGGGUGACCUGUUACCAUCCUAUAAUGUUUGUGGCUGCAUUGUUGAGUGCAACUUCAAACUAACAAUAAAUUAAGUACUUACCAAUGCAGCUGUGGAAGCUGCAAAGGUAUUAUGUUGCACCAUCAGGCAAGAGACUUCGUUCUAUGGUUGAAAUUCAGAGGCACUUGCUAGAACAUCCAGAGUACAUGGCAAAAGGGGUGACUAUGUCGCAAUUUUCAUUUCAAAUCCCAAGACCGUUGCAGGAAAACUAUGUGAGAAAGCGUCCUACUCGUUUGACAGGUUCAUAUGAUGGCAAUUGUGUUGGAAAUAGUGGCCUAGUUACACACACAACACUAUAUUAUUUGGAAGAGAAUAGAAAUGGAAGAAAAUACUUUUUAUUUCACUUCUUCUAUUAUUUGACUAGAGUACAUGAAUAUAUAGGCCUCACAUAUGUAUGUGUAACCAUUACAUUUAAAUGUCUAUAACUCUCCUACCUCCCACUAACAUAAUCUUCAAUAUGCAUAACUCCCACUAACAUAGUAUUUGUUAGGCUUAACUCUCAUGACUCUUUAUUUUACAUAACCUUAACUCCCACUAAGACAAUUUAUUACCCACUAACAUGCUAAAUUAACACAUGCAUCAUGGAUACAAAAAUACUUGAAAAUACUAAAUACUAAAAUCAAGUUUAUUUUCAACACCCCCCUUUAAACUUGAUUUUGUAACUUGAAAAACCUUCUUAUUAAUCUUGGGGGCUUAAUCAAAAA
Cornus florida is the source of this 965-nucleotide messenger RNA. RefSeq lists its product as uncharacterized. Bases 306 to 686 code for a protein of 126 amino acids. NCBI's taxonomy places the organism in Eukaryota, Viridiplantae, Streptophyta, Magnoliopsida, Cornales, Cornaceae. The transcript is spliced from 3 exons. Gene Ontology annotation, molecular function: DNA binding. The record is from RefSeq and is a predicted model, not a curated record.